GGGGCUAGUUGGAGCUACCUAGCAAAGUAAGUCAAGCAAACCUCACUUGGUCUCUUUUCUCUCCCUCACUUUCAUACAAGAAGUCUUCAAUCUUUUUUUUUCUUCCCUUUGGGAAACAUGGAUAAACCGAAUUCCAAUAAUACGGGAACGUUAUGGAGAACACAGUCGGAUCAACUUCCCCAAUUAAUGUCAAGUGAAGCGGCAUCUGGAGGUACGACAGAAACCACUGGUGGGAUGCAUUCGAGAAAGUCUAGUAGACAAAUGGUGCUUGCAUCUCCAGGACGAAGUGGCGGUAGUGGCAAAAACACACACAUUAGAAAGACAAGGAGUGCUCAAAUGAAAUUUGAACUUGAUGAUGUUGGUAGUGGGGCUGCCUUAAGUCGAGCUUCGAGUGCUAGCUUAGGGUUUUCGUUCUCAUUCACUGGAUUUACUAUGCCGCCUGAUGAAAUCGCGGAUUCAAGACCGUUUAGCGACGAUGAUAUACCGGAAGACAUUGAAGCUGGCAUCCGUAAGAAGUUUCAGACAGAACCCACCUUGCCAAUAUUUCUAAAGUUCACUGAAGUGUCUUACAAGAUAGUAGUUAAAGGAAUGACGUCUACGGUUGAGAAGGAUAUUUUGAAUGGAAUUAGUGGUGCAGUGAAUCCAGGAGAAGUUUUGGCGUUAAUGGGGCCUUCUGGAAGCGGAAAAACUACGCUUUUAAGUUUACUUGGAGGCAGGCUGACCGAUCCUACCCCAGGAGGAUCAAUCACUUACAAUGACCAGCCUUAUUCUAAGUUCCUAAAGAGCAGGAUUGGGUUCGUGACUCAAGACGAUGUACUUUUUCCACAUCUAACAGUGAAGGAAACGUUAACGUAUGCAGCUCUUCUACGACUGCCAAAGAAACUAACAAAACAGGAGAAAGAAAAAAGAGCAGCAGACGUCAUCCGUGAACUUGGAUUAGAGAGGUGCCAAGAUACAAUGAUAGGUGGAUCCUUUGUUCGUGGAGUUUCAGGUGGAGAAAGGAAGCGUGUUUGUAUUGGACUUGAAAUCAUAAUGAAUCCUUCACUCUUGUUCCUUGAUGAACCAACUUCUGGCUUGGACUCGACCACUGCUCAGAGGAUCAUUGAGCUGUUGCAAGACAUAGCUGAGACAGAGAAGACAGUGGUUACCACAAUUCACCAGCCAUCUAGCAGACUUUUUCACAAAUUUGACAAAUUAAUACUACUUGGAAAAGGGAGUUUGAUUUACUUUGGGAAAGCCUCAGAUGUUAUGGAAUAUUUUUCGUCGAUAGGAUGUUCUCCUUUGAUUGCCAUGAACCCAGCAGAAUUCUUGCUAGAUCUUGCAAACGGGAACAUGAAUGAAAUCUCUGUUCCAUCAGAACUAGAGGACAGAGUUCAACUCGGAAAUUCACAAAGCGAAGCAAAAAGUGGGAAACAUACACCACAAGUCGUGCACGAUUAUUUAGUAGAGGCCUAUGAGACACGAGUGGCUGAAGAAACAAAGAAGCAGUUCAUGAUCCGUACACCACUCGAUGAGGAUAUUAAGUCAAGUGUCGGGUCAGUGAAACGAGAAUGGGGGGCAAGCUGGACACAGCAAUACUCUAUAUUGUUCUGGAGAGGACUCAAAGAAAGGAAACAUGAUUAUUUUAGCUGGUUAAGAAUCACACAAGUUCUUGUAACCGCUGUUAUCUUGGGACUUUUAUGGUGGCAAUCGGAGGUUCAUAGUCCCAAAGAACUCGACAAUCAAGCAGGACUGUUGUUCUUCAUUGCUGUGUUUUGGGCGUUUUUUCCUGUUUUCACAGCCAUUUUUACGUUCCCUCAAGAACGAGCAAUGCUGAACAAGGAAAGAGCAGCAGACAUGUACAGAUUGAGUGCAUAUUUCAUGGCAAGGACAACAAGUGACCUUCCACUUGAUCUGUUUCUUCCAAUGCUCUUUCUUCUUGUUGUUUAUUUCAUGGCAGGCUUGCGACAGACUGCUGAGUCAUUCUUUCUAACAAUGGUUAUUGUCUUCCUAUGCAUCGUAGCAGCUCAAGGACUUGGACUUGCUAUUGGUGCUACACUAAUGGACUUGAAGAAAGCAACGACUUUGGCUUCUGUAACCGUAAUGGCCUUCAUGUUAGCUGGUGGGUAUUUUGUAAAGAACGUUCCAAUAUUUAUAGCAUGGCUACGCUACUUGUCGUUCAACUAUCACACGUACAGGCUACUUCUGAAAGUGCAGUAUGAAACCAUCAGUCCAGUAAUCGAUGGUAUAAAACUAGACAGUGGUUUGAAGGAAGCUACAGCCUUGGGAAUCAUGGUUUUUGGAUACCGUCUUUUGGCUUACCUAUCUUUACGUAGAAUGAAAGUUGGUUAACUAUCUUGAUGGCCGGCCAACUGUCGUAAGAUACAAAAAUUUUUUCCACUUCAUUAAGUAGCUUACAAGAAGCGUUUUAGACUUUUUUUUCGCUAGCUAUGAAGUUGUGAAACCACAGUUCAGCAAAAUGUAACAUAAAGGAGAAGUUUACUUGAUAAUUGUAGGCCAUGAAUUAUGUUGGUUGUAACAAAAUUAAAAUGAAUGAAUGGAUAUAAUGUUGGAUA
Molecule: messenger RNA, 2555 nt
Organism: Erigeron canadensis
Lineage: Eukaryota; Viridiplantae; Streptophyta; Magnoliopsida; Asterales; Asteraceae
Product: ABC transporter G family member 22-like
Exons: 11
Coding region: 118-2331 (737 amino acids)
Cellular component (GO): membrane
Molecular function (GO): ABC-type transporter activity; ATP hydrolysis activity; ATP binding
Source: RefSeq, a predicted model, not a curated record